Messenger RNA from Sipha flava (yellow sugarcane aphid), 4759 nucleotides. Its product is annotated as mushroom body large-type Kenyon cell-specific protein 1-like. Gene Ontology annotation, cellular component: nucleus. The transcript is spliced from 4 exons. Gene Ontology annotation, molecular function: DNA binding. The record is from RefSeq and is a predicted model, not a curated record. The coding region runs from base 565 to 4191 and encodes 1208 amino acids. Gene Ontology annotation, biological process: regulation of transcription by RNA polymerase II. Lineage: Eukaryota; Metazoa; Arthropoda; Insecta; Hemiptera; Aphididae.
UUUUCGACAGCCUAAUGCAUGUUGCACAUUUCGUGUUCUCCAAGGACGACGGCCCGACCAACCUAAAUGAGCGGUCCUCCUGCAUUCAGAUGCACUGUGCUCGGAUGCACCAACGGGCGGUCGCAACGACUUCGAAAUAAAUUUAUUACCAAUCUGUUUUAUAAUUUAUUUUUAUUUUGACUCGGUUCAUUUUUCAAUUCCGACACCGCUUAAAUCGUUUGAUUAUUUUAUUAAAUAUAAACUAUCAAUUUUUCUAUUUCAAUAUUUUUUUUUUUUUUAUUAUUAUUAUUAAUGUAAUCAUCGUAAUUGUUAUUCAUCCGCAGUGUGAGUUCGUUUGUGCUCGUGAUUAUUCUAAUUCUAUAAAAGCGAAUUUGGUUUUAAUUUUUUUUUUCGUUAUUAUUUUAUUAUUAACUCCGUGUUUACGUGAUCGUGUUCGUGCAAGUGGAAAACCAUUUUUUUUUUAGUCAUUGAACUCUACAGUUAUCACUUUUCGUACGUCGCCUCACAUAUACUCGGCGGCCAAAAGCUUUCAGAAACGGGUUAGAAAGGAUCGCUGAAGAGUUAAUGGGAAGAAGAAAAUGGCACCAGUAUCAAGAUAUUUUAACCAAAAACUAUUUACUGGAAGAAGAAUUGAUGGACCGGAGAGAAUGGGUUCCCGUAAAAUCUUUUAAUUCAUGUGAUGUGAACACAGACCUAAGUGUAGCGGAUCAGUUACCUGCAGAGCUGGAGCCAUCGUCUGAAACGGGAAGCUUGAGCGGCGGCAGUCGCAGCGCAGAGAGUCCGGAACCGGAGCCGGGCAGACGGCCGUCGUCCACUCCGCCACCGGCGGCUUCAGAGCCGUAUCGCGCCGAUGACCGGUCGCCACCACCGCCACUGCUGCUGCUCCCCAACGCCUCAUCCGCGGCCGCAGCCGCAAUGGCAGCAGUCGCGUCGCUGAACAACUCGUCUCCCUCGUCGGCGACCGCAGCACCGGCGGCGGCCGGACCUCCAUCGCCUGGCGCGUUGGACGCUGCGGCCGCGGCCGCCGGCCUGCCCAGAUGGCUGCUGGCCGCCGCCACGCUGAGGCUGCAAGAGACCACGGCCGCCGCAGCCGCUGCCGCCGCAGCCGCAGCAUCAGCUGCCGCGGCCGCAGCCGCUGCGUCCGCAAGCGGCAGGUCACCGGCCGACCCACACCACCACCGCCACGGCCAGCCGCAGCACCACCACCAACAGCCGCUCGACCAGCCGCUCGAUCUCAGCGCCAAGAGCAGCAGCAGCAAUAGUAACAGCAAUAGCAACAACAAUAACAACAACGGCUCGGCGACGGGCAACGCGUCAUCUUCGUCCGCGACGUCCACACCGACGUGCCCGAGCGCUUCGUCCACGCCGUCGUCCGAGCUGAAAAACGUGGCCAACGCGGCCGCCGUCAACCCGUUCACGCCAGAUCUCAUAGCUACGGACAUGAUGAACAAACUUCACAACCUAAUACCGAGCCCGUCCACGUUCCUACCGCACCAAUCGCUCAAUGCAAACCCGUCGCUCAACGCCGGCAACCGGAACGUGUUUAAGUUGAAGACAACAAAACAAACCAGUCACAUGGCCGGGAGGAAGACGUACACGGAGGACGAGCUGCAAGCCGCGCUCCGGGACAUUCAGAGCGGUAAGCUGGGCACGAGGAGAGCGGCUGUCAUAUACGGUAUCCCGAGGUCGACGCUCAGGAACAAGGUGUACAAACAACUGGCACUGGAACGGGACAGCGGUGGAGGUAUCAGGGACGUGUCGGCUGGCGUGGAUGACCCUGGUACAGUGGUCAGCGCCGAGCUGCUAGAAGAGGACGACGAGGACGACCGAGACACGACGUCCGCGGGUGAAGACGAUUUCAGCAAAUCGACAACGGACAACAGGGAGCACCACCAACAACACCACGUACACCAACCACCGCAUCGCCAGCAGCAGCCGCAGCCGCAGCAGCAGUCGAACCGCGUCCCGCAACCCGCCUGCAGGCAGUCCGCGACGCCGUACAUGACCAUCGAAGAACUGAUCCGGUUAUCGACGGAACAGCAGCAGCAACAGCAGGCCGUGCCUUCCACGGAAACGCUCCGGUUGUUCCUGCAGCACUACACCAACAAUAAACUGAGGACGGAAUAUCAUCACGGCGGAGCGGACGGCACGGCGGAUACCGUGCGGCGGUCACCAUCUCCGUCGGCCGCCAGGUUGCCGCAACCACCCGUGACCGCGGACUUGUGGCCCGCAGCGGCCGCGGCCGCCGCAGCCGCCGUGGCGUUGGACCCGCAGCACAUGGGCACGUACCUGGCGCAGCUGUUGUCCCAGUCGGUGGCGAACGCGUCGCCGUCAGCCGCGCUCGGCUCACCGCACUUACCCGCGCGCGACAGCCCGCCACCGCCACCGCAGCAGCAGCCGUCCCAGCACCAACAAGACUUUCUUAAAGAAUUCACCGUCAAGGAGAUGAUGCGCAAGAUGCUUGAUGAUGAGCAGCAGCGGUAUGGUGUCAAGUCGUUGGACCCGAGACGGUGGCCGUCGAACGGGUGCAGCUCGUUCGAACCGAUGGACACGGGUCGCAGCAACGACGACGACUCGAAUCAGUCCGUCAUACUGAAGGUUCCGCAGUAUAAGCCGGUGCCCGGGGCCAAGGGGUCCGAAUACGAAGCGGCCGGUGGCCGGGAACCGCGGUCCCCGGGACGCGCCAACAGCGUGCGGAGCGAUACGUCCUCGCCGCCCUCGUCGUCCGGCGGCGGUGGUGGUGGUGGUGGUGGCAAACACUCGAUCAACAUGAGGGAAGUGAUUGCAAAAAGCAUCACGCAUAAGUUCCAAUCGGCGGCCGAUCAGCCGCUGCCACCGCCUAUACCCGCGGUCGAGUCAUUCGCCCGCGCCUACCAUCAGUACCAGCAACAGCACCAGCACCACCAGCAGCAGGGCAUGCCCUCGGCCGUAGCCGCUGCUGCAGCCGUAUUCGGGUCAGGCAGUCCCGUAAUGGUCAGGAACCAUAACAACAACAACCUGCUGGACGACUGUCGGAAACGGGUGCCCACGCCUACCAAGUCCGCGUCGGUCGUGACUAAUUCGUCCAGUGGCGGCAGCGGCUUUCACGUGGGUGGCUCGUCGUCUUCGUCAUCGUCCAAUUCGGCGGCGGCGGCUGCGGCUGCUGCGGCCGCGGCGGCGGCGGCCGGUGGCAAGGGCACAAGACCGAAACGUGGCAAGUACCGGAACUACGACCGGGACAGCCUUGUGGAGGCAGUGCGCGCAGUGCAGCGGGGCGAGAUGAGCGUGCACCGGGCCGGCUCGUACUACGGCGUGCCGCACUCGACGCUCGAGUACAAGGUCAAGGAGAGGCAUCUGAUGCGACCCAGGAAACGCGAGCCGAAGAACCCGCCAUCCGCGUCUUCGGUGUCCUCCGUGGUCACCGAACAGGACCGGAAGAAAUCGUCGUCUGACCUGCCGUCGUCGUCGGUCCGGUCAGCCGUAGAUAAGGCAUCGUCCACGACACCGCUAGCCGCCAAGCUCCCCACGCACGUGUUCCCGUCGCAACAGCCGCCGCCUCCGCCACAGCUGCAGGCGCCCAAUGGGCUGAAGAUGUUCGACGCCGGCGGCCCGGUAGGUCCAUUCCAGCCGUCGUUCCCGUUCUGGGCCCCGAACCCGUUUCACGUUCCCAUCGACUUUGCACGCGGCUCGGUGAGCUUCCCACCCAUCUCGAUGAUGCAGCGCAUGCCGGCCGAAUCGCGAUUGCAUCAUCAUCACCAAGCAGCCGCGGCCAUCGCCAGCCUUGGCAAAAACGCACGCGAGGUAGCCGAAAAUCUGUACGACGGUACGGACAACGGCAGUUUCUUGGACGGCAUCAUACGGUCCAGCCUGGAAACUGGACUCAAGACGGCCGCCGCAGCGGCUAAGGCCCAGGCGGCCGUUAAGGGAUCGUCCGGGGCCGGUGGCGACGACAGUCCGGAACGCAUAGACGACCGGUCGCUAGCCGACGAGAACGGCACAGGCCUGUACGCUGAGGACCGUGCGGCAACGCCACAAUCCUGCAGGGACUCUGCCACGGACAGCGAUGGAGACGAGAAGCAGCAGCAGCCGCCGGGACCGGAUUCGCCGGCCGGUCCGGAACAGCUGAACGAUGCAGAACAAAACAAAGCUGUGGGCGACCGGACGUCGGAUUUUUCGCCGGAACAUGUGGCCGAAACGGAAAACGGCGACUAGACCAUGGCACCGUAAUGAGGUAAUGAAACGAUUCGUUUGUAAUAAAUAAUUGGGAACAAUUCGAUUAAGUAAUCAUUCGCAUAUUAGUAUAAAUAUGAAUGUGAAUAAUAAGUGGUGUGUAUGUAUACACGUGACAGUAUGUGUAAAUUGUUGUACAGACUCUUUACGAUCGACCAUUAAGUUUAUACUCAUAGAAUUAGACGAACGGUAGGUUUUUGUUUGUUUGUUUUGCAUUUCAUUUUAUUUUUCGGUAACUUAUUCUAUAAAAAAAGAAAAAAAAAUGUAAUCGGUUAGUGCAAUUUUUACUUAGAACAUCAUAAUUCGUUAAAUUGCUGAUGGUAAUGAAAACCAAACAUUUGUUAUCUAGCGGCGACUUUGUGAUAAAAAAAAAAAUUAAAAAAAUGUUAUAUUCGUUUACGUUGUGUUUUUUCUUUUGUAAUUUAUGAAAAAAAAAAUAUUUACGUUUUCUAAAGUAAAUUUUAUUGCACUACGCCAUAGUAGUUUAAAUCUACAAAUAUUUUUGGUUGUAAAGGUUCACCCAUAUAUUUUAUUGUAAAUAAGUAAAAAA